AUCACAAUUCACAUUGUUUACACGGUGUUCAGAUAAAGUCAUCACCUAAUCUUCGAAUAUAUUCGAUUUUCCGCAUAUUGUACGUAUUCACGAUGGCAAGUCGAACUGCAAUGUUGCUGGGUCAAGUAAUUCCUUGCGUGAAGCAAAACGCAUCGAAGAUACGGGUUCGUCGAAUGGAUCUUGACACCAAACUUAAUAUGUAUUUCAAAAAAGACGAAUUUUAUUUCGUGCAUGAUCCAAGCAAAAAAUGCAAAACCGGCGAUAUCGUGUUGAUCAAAGAACUUCCUGAGAAACUGACGAAGCUUAUAACACAUGCAGUAGAGGAGAUUGUUUAUCCAUUGGGAGACGUGACAGAUCCUAUUACGGGGAAAAAAGUGAGCGUCGGGAAGUAUCGAGACGAUAUUGAGGAAACGAACCGUUUGUUCGGUAAAUCGAAGGAGGCAUUCGAUUAUGAUAAGGCUCCUCCCAGAGGCCGACUUGAAGGAACGAAGGACUUUACCCACGGCGAAACUUAUAUUAAGUAUCACGAGGAUGGCAAGGAGCAACCAUUUGCUGUGUGAGACGUGUCAUCUGGUUUACAAAGAAAAAAAAAUGCCAUUUGUACACUUAGAGAAUAACUAAGGUCAUAAAUUAAGCUUUCUUCUAAAUGCUAGAGAUUUAAUUAUCCUGUACAAUAUAACAGAAAAGUAUACAAAAAUUAGGAAACCGCAGUGAGGUCACUGUUCACUUUUGUAC
Toxorhynchites rutilus septentrionalis is the source of this 735-nucleotide messenger RNA. RefSeq names its product 28S ribosomal protein S17, mitochondrial (gene mRpS17). NCBI's taxonomy places the organism in Eukaryota, Metazoa, Arthropoda, Insecta, Diptera, Culicidae. Gene Ontology annotation, molecular function: structural constituent of ribosome. Gene Ontology annotation, biological process: mitochondrial translation. Gene Ontology annotation, cellular component: ribosome; mitochondrial small ribosomal subunit. The record is from RefSeq and is a predicted model, not a curated record. The coding region runs from base 93 to 560 and encodes 155 amino acids. The transcript has 2 exons.